Myripristis murdjan (pinecone soldierfish) is the source of this 1518-nucleotide messenger RNA. RefSeq names its product kelch repeat and BTB domain containing 13a (gene kbtbd13a). Gene Ontology annotation, molecular function: protein binding. NCBI's taxonomy places the organism in Eukaryota, Metazoa, Chordata, Actinopteri, Holocentriformes, Holocentridae. The record is from RefSeq and is a predicted model, not a curated record. The transcript has a single exon. The coding region runs from base 1 to 1518 and encodes 505 amino acids.
AUGAAGACCUACGGCGGCGAGGUGAUGGAGUCGAGCAGCUGUCCCGGCUCAGAGGCUGGCGGCCAGCAGCUGGGACGCUGCAAGCCGCCUGCCAGCCUGCGGGUGAGUGUGCAGGACAGCAGCAGCUUUGUGGUGGACAAAGCCCUCCUCACCCAGAACUGCGAGUACUUCAGGGCGCUGUUCCAGUCGGGAAUGCGGGAAUGCCAGCAGGAGGAGGUGUGUUUGAGGUGCGUGGGAGCUUUGGGUUUCUUCGUCCUGCUGCAGGUGCUGAAUGGCGAGCGUCCGGUCCUGAGCGGCGACCAGAUCGUGGAGGCGAUCGAGUGUGCGGCUUUCCUGCAGGUCCCGGCGCUCAUCAAGCACCUGAUCAACAUUAUCGACUCUGAAAACUGCCUGCUGAUGUACCACACGGCCGCCACGUACGGCGCGUGGGAGCUGUCCCGGCACUCGGCUCUGUUCAUCAGGGAUAUGUACCCCGACCUGCAGGAGGAGGUUCGGGCUUUGCCCCGCCAGCUGCAGGGCCACAUCGAGUCUCUUCCUCCGAGUUCCUACAUGGUCGUCUGCAGCCACUCGCCGUCCUCUGAGCUGCUGCAGGACUUCCAGAGGAGCGUCUGCUACCUGGACGAGCAGACCGGAGACUGGAAGGUGCUGACCGAGCUGCCCAAGAGCGCCAGCACCACCAUGGCGGGCGUGGCCGUCCUCGACAACAAGCUGUACAUCAUCGGAGGCGUGCACGAUGUAAGCAAAAAGGUGGUGGACGCCGGCUUCUGCUACGACCCUGCGACGAACGAGUGGUGCACGAUCCGCAGUCCCCAGCAGCUGCGCUACAACUUCACGCUCAUCGGCCACGAGGGCUGCCUGUACGCCGUCGGAGGCGAAUACGACAGGAAGGUCAUAUCGUCGGUGGAGAGGUAUGCGGCGGCUGACGGCAGCUGGAGUUUUGCCUCUCACCUGCCCUGCCCCGCCGCCUCCGUGGCGUCGGCCAAAGCCAUGAGCAGGAUCUUCAUCUGCCUCUGGGGGGCGAAGGGCGCCACCGAGAUACACGAGUACGUGCCCGAAAAGGACCAGUGGCUUCUGGUCACCACGCUCGUCCACCAGGAGAGCUACGGCCUCUGUAUGGUGGCUCACAGGGACAAUCUGUACGUGAUGCGUAACGGGCGCUGUAACGACUUCCUGCUGUGCGUGAUGGACCGCUACAACCUGAGCUCGGGCCAGUGGACGGCCAUGACGGGCCAGUACGGCAACAGCAAAGGCUCGCUGUUCACGGCGGUGGUGAGAGGAGACUCGGUGUUCACGCUGAACCGGACGGUCACCACCGAGUUCACCAUCCUGGAUCACAAGUGGAAAACCAGGAGGGAGAUGAAGGGCUCUGGGAAGGUCGGCUCCAUGUACACGUUCCUGCUGAGGCUGCCCGAGGUCACGCUCGGCCUCGUGGGAAAGCCGGCGGCUCGGACUGCGGGGCAAAAGUUCGGGGAUGUUGACAGUUGGAGAGUCUCCACCCGGUGCUUUGAAAACAUGUAA